Molecule: messenger RNA, 678 nt
Organism: Diplodia corticola
Lineage: Eukaryota; Fungi; Ascomycota; Dothideomycetes; Botryosphaeriales; Botryosphaeriaceae
Product: endoglucanase type k
Exons: 2
Coding region: 1-678 (225 amino acids)
Biological process (GO): carbohydrate metabolic process
Molecular function (GO): cellulase activity
Source: RefSeq, a predicted model, not a curated record
AUGUUCCCACUCAGCUGGACCAUCCCGGCCUCCAUCCUCCUCGGGGGGGCCACCACCGUCUCGGCCGCCAGCACCGGCGUGACGACGCGGUACUGGGACUGCUGCAAACCGUCCUGCGCCUGGUCCGAGAAAGCGUCCGUCACCAGCCCCGUGGGCACCUGCGACAUCAACGACAGCCCAAUCACCGAUGUCGACGCCAAAUCGGCCUGUGACGGCGGGGACGCGUACUACUGCUCCAACCAAAGCCCCUGGUCCAUCGACGACACGUUGUCGUACGGAUUCGCUGCAGCCAAGCUGUCCGGAAAGUCCGAGUCCGACUGGUGCUGCGGAUGCUACAAACUGACCUUCACCUCGACCGCCGUCUCGGGCAAGUCCAUGAUCGUGCAAAUCACCAACACGGGCGGCGACCUCGGCGACAACCACUUCGACCUCGCCAUGCCGGGCGGCGGCGUCGGCGCCUUCGACGGCUGCUCCAAGCAGUGGUCCGGCGCCGACCUCGGCGACCGCUACGGCGGCUUCUCGUCGGCGGCGCAGUGCGACGCCCUGCCCGCCGCCUUCCAGGCCGGCUGCCGCUGGCGCUUCGACUGGUUCGAGAACGCCGACAACCCGGCCGUCGAGUGGGAGGAGGUCGACUGCCCGGCUGAACUGACGGCCAAGACGGGGUGUCAGAGGACUUGA